CCUUAUCUUCUUCUUCUUCCCGCUCCCAUUUUCGGGGUUUUGCUUCCUUUCGCCAUUUAAAUGCGAUCUGGUUUCUCCCUCUAAGUUUCUAUACUUUUUCAGUAGUAGUUUCUCAGGCGCUGCCGAUCAUGGAUCUGACUGAACAAACGAGAUCGGAGUCGGAGGAGAGCAAUGCGAGUAGCCAUGUCAAGAGCUGCAGCGAUUGUAAAACCACCAGAACGCCGCUCUGGAGAGGCGGCCCGCGGGGGCCUAAGACGCUGUGUAACGCUUGCGGGAUCAAGUACAACAAGAAGAGGAGGCAGAUGCUCGGCCUGGACCGGGGGAGGGAGGAGAGGAGGAAGAAGCGGAUGCAAGGCGGCGGCAGAGUAGGCGUUGCAACCAGAGGAAGCGGCGGCGGCGGGAGCACGGAGUCGCUGAGGACGAUGUGGAUGGCGCUGAAAGGAGAGUCGGCGAUUCGGCGAUCGGAAAAGCUGUUGAGUCAGUUGAGGGAGGAGGAACAGGCGGCGAUUCUUUUGCUGGCUCUGUCUUACAGCUCCGUUUACGCUUAGACCCGACCCGGCCCGGCCCAGAAACAAAUUUUACCGUUGCGGUGAAACGGCUUGAAACCCUAAAGCCCCGAUCACCGCAUUGGGCGGUUUUUACCGCCGUAAAAUCCCUCUAGGUGUAGGAUUUGCUAAUCCAUUGUUAACCUCUAGCUAAUUCUGAUUGUUACAAACAAUAAAUCGAAAGGCUAUGG
This is a messenger RNA of Cuscuta campestris, 736 nucleotides long. The record is from the annotation of a GenBank genome assembly. NCBI's taxonomy places the organism in Eukaryota, Viridiplantae, Streptophyta, Magnoliopsida, Solanales, Convolvulaceae.